Striga hermonthica is the source of this 1521-nucleotide messenger RNA. NCBI's taxonomy places the organism in Eukaryota, Viridiplantae, Streptophyta, Magnoliopsida, Lamiales, Orobanchaceae. The record is from the annotation of a GenBank genome assembly.
AUGUCCACAUCGGUCAAAGCCAUUUGCAACGUCACCUUACAUCCCGACUCGUGUUACAACACUCUAUCCCCCUUGGCGGAAAAUGGCAAUUUCAAGCCCCAAGAUUUGUACAAGCUAUCGGUUCAAGUGGCCAUCGACGAGCUCUCGAAAACCUCAAAGAAGUUUUCCGAAAAUGCGGCCAAGAAAUUCAACAUAACGGACAAAACGACGCUGGCCGCAGUCGAAAGUUGUCGAGAACUGUUUUCGCUUGCGUUGGAUCAUCUCAACAGCUCGUUGUCCGUUAAGGACGCGAAAUUAUUCGACGCGUUUGAUGAUUUGAGGAGUUGGCUUAGCUCGGCCGGGACCUAUCAGCAGACGUGCAUAGACGACUUGGAAAGCUCAUCGAGCGGGACGAGUGGCUUCGUGAGCGAUAUUUUCAAGAACUCGACCGAGUACACGAGCAAUAGCUUGGCUAUUAUUAGCUCGUUCGAAGAGUCGAUUGGGGCCUUGGGAGCUAUCGGGAGUAGGCGUCGAUUGAUGGGGCUUGAUGGGCCCGAAUGGAUGUCGCUUAAGGACCGGAAGCUGUUGCAGGUUCCGAAUUCGAAGAUCAAAGCUGAUGCUGUGGUGGCAAAAGAUGGGAGUGGGAAGUAUAGGACAAUAAAGGAUGCAUUGAAAGCUGUGCCUGAGAAGAGUGACAAGAGAUUUGUGAUCUAUGUGAAGAAAGGAGUUUAUUUUGAGAAUGUUAGGGUUGAGAAAACAAUGUGGAAUGUGAUGAUGGUUGGAGAUGGAAAGGAUGCUACCAUUGUUUCAGGCAGACUUAACUUUAUUGAUGGCACUCCCACAUUUCAAUCUGCUACAUUUGCCGUGUUCGGCCAAGGAUUCAUCGGUCGUGACAUGGGCUUCCGCAACACGGCAGGACCGGACAAGCACCAGGCCGUGGCCCUAAUGUCUACGGCCGACCUCUCAGUUUUCUACCGGUGCACAAUGGAUGCGUUCCAAGACACUCUCUACGCACACGCCAACCGACAAUUCUACCGCGACUGCAGCAUAUAUGGAACCGUAGACUUCAUUUUCGGAAACUCGGCCGUUGUCCUCCAAAACUGCAACAUCAUGCCCAAGAAGCCCAUGUUGGGCCAGCAGAACACCAUCACGGCCCAAGGCAAGAUCGACCCGAACCAGAACACGGGGAUCUCGAUCCAAAACUGCACCAUUUGGCCCGCGGCCAAUCUCACGGGCGUCAACACAUUCUUGGGCCGGCCCUGGAAGAACUAUUCGACCACGGUGUUUUUCAACAGCGUGAUGGGCGCGUUCAUUGACCCGAAAGGUUGGCUCCCGUGGGUCGGGACAUCGGCCCCGAACACGAUUUUUUAUGCAGAGUUCCAAAAUGUGGGCCUAGGGGCAGGGACCAGGAACAGGGUCAGCUGGAGGGGUUUGAAGCUCAAACUAAGUGCUAGCCAAGUUAGGAAGUUUACUGUUGGGCCUUUCAUUCAAGGGGACAAGUGGAUUAAGCAAACAGGUGUUCCAUAUAAAUCAGGCCUUUGA